AUGUUGCGAGCGCCUGUGCUAUUUACUUCAUUUAUUUUCUGUGUUACACUUAAUUGUGUUUUUGCGAGUGAUGACAUAAAAGUGGUGAUUCUGGCUGAUGGCGCUGUGAAAGGGGAUAAGCAUUGGAAUGGAGAAUUCUAUGAGUUUUUCGGUAUACCGUAUGCCACUGCGCCGACUGGCAGAGAUAGGUUUCAGGCGCCUUUACCUCCCGAACCUUGGCAAGGAAUGUUUGAUGCAUCGAAAAAGAAAACCAUAUGUAAACAAUGCUACAUGACUGGAGAUAACGAAGUACUAGUUGAUGGGGAUGAAGAUUGCCUGCUAAUUAACUUGCUAGUUCCCCAAGUGGCCUCGGAAACAAACCUAGUACCGGUUGUAGUAUACAUCCAUAGCGGAGCGUACUCCGGUGGUAGCGGAAAUAUGGCUAACUAUAAUUAUCUAGUUAGACAUGACGUCAUAACAAUAAGUUUCAAUUAUAGAUUGGGAGCAUUAGGAUUCGCAUGUUUAGGCAAUAAGGAAAUACCAGGAAAUGCUGCAUUGAAAGAUCAAGUCGCAGCAUUAAGAUGGAUUAAUAAAAAUAUAAAGAAAUUCGGUGGUGAUCCUGAUAAGGUAACUCUUGCAGGAUUCAGUGUUGGUGCAACUAUGGCUGAGUUACUGUCAUUAUCUAAAGCUACUACUGGUUUGUUUAGCAAGAUUAUCUUGGAUAGUGGUUCAGCAUUAGCUCCAUAUGCUAUAAACAGACAUCCUAUAAAUACGGCUAAAAAUAUAGCUAUAUCUCUCGGUUAUAAUGGAACAAUGUCGUUAGAUGGUUUAACUGAAUUUUACUUAAACGCUUCACUAGAAGGAUUGGCAGAAAAGAGCGUGAAUUAUUAUUUGAAGAACAGUACAUUUGGUUUCGCUCCAUGCAUUGAAAAUGUGCACGAAGGCAUAGAACCUAUAUUGACGGAGUCACCUUUAGAUAUACUAAGAAAAGGUGAUAAUAAUGAUGUUGCGGUAUUAAUCGGUUUCUCUGAUAAGGAGGGUUUGAGUAGAUCUAUUAAAUUCGGUACAUGGCGAGAAGAAAUGAAUGAAGAAUUUUCAGAUUUUCUACCAGCUGACCUUCUAUUUGAUAAUAACAAAGCUAGAGAUGACUUCGUUAAUGACGUUAAAAAGUACUACUUUGAUAGUAAAACAAUCAAAGCAGAAGCAUUACACAAAUAUGUAGACUAUUUCUCUGACUCAAUGUUUAAAUACAGUAUUCUUAAAUCAGCUAAGUUGCAUGCAUCGGCGAGUAAAAAACCUGUCUAUCUUUAUGAGUUUUCCUAUUCAGGCAAGCUAAAUAUUGAACAUAAUUAUAUGGAUAGAAUAAAAGGUGCUAGUCAUAGGGAUCAAACUGCGUACAUUUUGGACUUUCAUGGCUAUACGAAUGGAUAUAAAGAUUUGGAUACUAGAGAGCGUAUGACAACUAUGUGGACCGAUUUCGUUAAAUAUGAAAAUCCAACGGUAUUCGAAAGCUCUCUUAUUAAUAUCAAGUGGCUCCCAUACACAAAUAACAAACGGGACUAUAUGGAGAUCAAUAAGAAAUUGGUGAUGAAAAAAGAUCUCUUUGAAGAACGAUAUAGUUUUUGGAAUAAAGUAUAUGAAAGAUAUUAUUGGACCCCAACUACGCCGAAGUUUGAAGAUAUAAUAGAAUCCCAAACUAAUUCAGAUACAGAAUAUGAUUAUACUCAAAAAAACAGUCAAAUCAAAAAGGAAAAUAGAAUCCUGGAAGAAAAAAAAAUUCUAAAAGUCAAGGAUACUACACCAAAAGGAACUGAAGCUUCGAAUGAAAAUGAUGUUUUGAAAGAAAAGGAAACAAUUAAAGGAAAUACAGCUCCAAAUAAUGAAAAUAUAUCCAAAGAAAAUAAUGCUCCUGCUAAACACUCUCAGAAAGAAAACUACUCUUCUAAAGACAAUAAUACUCCAAAAAAGUAUGAAUCUGUGAAAGACGAUAAUACGAAAAAUACUAAUACUCCGAAAGAAAAAGACAUUCUGAAGGAAAAAGAUCCACUGAAAGAAAACAAUACUCCAACAGCAAAAAAUCCUGUGAAAAUAAAUAAUAGUCCCGAAGGAAUUGGUACUAAAGAAAGUGAAGUUCCGAAACAAAAAAAAACUAUAAAAGCAAACAAAAACAACACCCCGAAAGAAAAGGAUAUUUCAAAUGAAAAGGAUACUAUGAAAUCUACUAUGAAUCUUAAUACAAAAGAAAAUGAAACACCGAAAGAAAACCAUAUUCUAAAUGAAAAUGUAGUUUCAAAAGAAAAUGGCAUUCGAAAAGAUAAGAAUAAUUCAAAACAAAAUGACUCUCCAAGAAAAGACUCUCAGAAAGAAGACUAUAAUUCUAAACACACAACGUCGGCAAAAGAACAAGAAUCCGUGAAAGAAAAGGAUACUGUUAAAGAAAAGGACACUCCGAUCAAAACAGUUAAAGUAUAA
Molecule: messenger RNA, 2451 nt
Organism: Pararge aegeria (speckled wood butterfly)
Lineage: Eukaryota; Metazoa; Arthropoda; Insecta; Lepidoptera; Nymphalidae
Product: esterase FE4-like
Exons: 3
Coding region: 1-2451 (816 amino acids)
Source: RefSeq, a predicted model, not a curated record